Striga hermonthica is the source of this 1260-nucleotide messenger RNA. NCBI's taxonomy places the organism in Eukaryota, Viridiplantae, Streptophyta, Magnoliopsida, Lamiales, Orobanchaceae. The record is from the annotation of a GenBank genome assembly.
AUGGAGGACAACGGAGGGUCUCCAUGGCGGUUCAAGGGAAACGAGAUGCUUACACGGGCCUCAGCAUUUACUAUCAGAGGAGUGCUAAACAAACUCACGGAGAAUCUCGACCCGAACGAAACCCGACCCAUAAUACAAUUGGGACAAGGCGACCCAUCCUCCUGCCCUUCCUUCCACACCGCCCCUUUAGCUGAAGACGCCAUCUGCGCCGCCUUGCGCUCCGCCAAGUUCAACGGCUACUCCCCCACCGCCGGUAUUCUGCCGGCUCGCAGGGCAGUAGCAGAAUACCUUUCAAAGGACCUUCCAUACAAGUUGUCGCCAGAUGAUGUGUUCGUGACAGUUGGUUGCACCCAAGCACUAGAGACCAUUAUAACUGUCCUUGCACGCCCGGGUGCUAACAUUUUGCUUCCAAAGCCUGGCUUUCCUUACUACGAAGCUAGAGCCAGUUUUUCUCAACUUGAAGCCAGGCACUUUAAUCUUCUUCCUGAAAAAAAUUGGGAAGUUGAUUUAGAUGGAGUUGAAGCUUUAGCAGAUGAGAAUACAGUUGCCAUGGUAGUUAUCAAUCCAGGGAAUCCAUGUGGGAAUGUGUGCAGUUACAAUCACUUAAAGAAGAUUGCAGAGAUAGCAAGAAAGCUCGGAAUUUUUGUGAUUGCUGAUGAAGUUUAUAAUCAUCUGUCCUUUGGAAGCAGACCAUUUGUUCCUAUGGGAGUAUUUGGAUCAAUUGUUCCAGUUGUGACCAUUGGAUCAAUAUCCAAGAGAUGGGUUGUGCCUGGUUGGAGACUUGGCUGGCUUGUCAUGAAUGAUCCACAUGGGAUCCUUAUGAAGCAAGGGAUUGCGGAUAGCAUCAAGGGCUAUUUGAACAUUACCUCUGACCCAGCUACCUUUAUUCAGGGGGCAAUCCCACAUAUCCUUGAGAAUACCCCGAGUGAGUACCAUCUGAAAAUAAUUAAUGUACUAAGAGAAUCUGCAGAUAUAUGCUACAACCAGAUCAAAGAAAUCCCCUGCAUGACUUGCCCCAGCAAACCCGAGGGAUCUAUGUUUGUUAUGGUAAAGCUUAAUCUGCCCCUCUUUGAAGAUAUUAAGGAUGAUGUAGACUUUUGCUGCAAGCUAGCCAAGGAGGAAUCUGUGUUAGUUCUCCCAGGGGUUGCUGUAGGAUUAAAGAAUUGGGUCCGAGUGACAUUUGCCAGCGAGCCAUCAUCCCUCGAUGAUGGCCUAGAAAGAAUGAAAGCUUUCUGUAAGAGGCACAUGAAGAAACAAUAA